Messenger RNA from Mangifera indica (mango), 1294 nucleotides. Its product is annotated as UDP-N-acetylglucosamine transporter UGNT1-like. NCBI's taxonomy places the organism in Eukaryota, Viridiplantae, Streptophyta, Magnoliopsida, Sapindales, Anacardiaceae. The transcript has 10 exons. The record is from RefSeq and is a predicted model, not a curated record. Gene Ontology annotation, cellular component: Golgi apparatus. The coding region runs from base 60 to 1082 and encodes 340 amino acids. Gene Ontology annotation, molecular function: GDP-fucose transmembrane transporter activity; antiporter activity.
UUCAUUCUGAAAUACAAAAAUUGUAUAUUUUUGAUACUUGAAAGAAAUAAAACAAAAUAAUGGCUUCUUCAGUUAAAAUUGAAGGAUUACCAGUGACACUAAACGACGGUUCAUUGAAAAGCCAAGAGCAGUCAAAGGGUUCUGCCAUGACUAAAAAAGGAGUCUAUGCAGCAGUCUCAUACAUGGCUUCUGCUGUUCUCUUGGUUAUGUUCAACAAAGCAGCUCUUUCUUCAUAUAGUUUCCCAUGUGUGAAUGUCAUCACACUUUUUCAGAUGCUAUGUUCAUGUUCGAUUCUUUAUGCAUUGAGAUGCUGGAAGGUCAUCUCUUUCACAGAUGUUGACCCACAGAGCAUCACUUAUAAUCCAUUUACCCUAGUACCAUUGGAGACAUUAAUCGGUACCCUUCCUCUAGCAAUAGCAUAUUUGCUAUAUAUGCUGAUCACAAUGGAAGCUGUGCGAGGCAUAAAUGUUCCCAUGUACACCACCCUCAGGCGGACCACAGUAGCUUUUACGAUGAUUGUGGAGUAUCUGCUGACAGGGCAGAAACACUCACUCGCUGUUGUUGGCAGUGUGGGGACUAUUAUACUUGGUGCAAUCAUUGCUGGAGCUCGGGACUUGUCAUUUGAUGCCUAUGGUUAUGCUGUUGUUUUCAUAGCGAACAUCUGUACAGCAAUAUAUCUUGCAUCCAUUGCUCGUAUUGGUAAAUCCAGUGGCCUGAAUAGCUUCGGCCUUAUGUGGUGCAAUGGAUUAAUAUGUGCACCAAUUUUGCUGUUCUGGACAUCUUUCAAAGGUGAUCUGGAAGUCACUAUGAACUUUCCCUUUCUAUUCUACCCAGGCUUUCAGGUUGUGAUGCUUCUUUCCUGUAUCAUGGCUUUCUCAAUAAACUAUUUUGUAUUUUUGAACACAACCCUCAACUCAGCACUGACACAGACAAUUUGCGGCAAUUUGAAGGACUUUUUUACAAUAGUUCUGGGCUGGCUGUUGUUUGGAGGACUUCCAUUUGAUUUGUUGAAUGUUAUCGGUCAAUCUCUUGGUUUCAUGGGCUCCUGUUUGUAUGCUUUCUGUAAGCUGUGGGGAAUAUAAAUGUCAUGCUAUUGCUAGAGAGCCUUGUACAGCUGCUGCUAGCUGCAUUGGCUGCCAAAUUUUGACUCAGGACCAAGAUUCUCUGCAUAAAUGCAUAUUAUCAAAGAUUCUGCAACGAUUUAUUAGAGGAUGGAUCGAUAUCUCUUCUAGUGUUUUCAUUACAGAAAAUCCGGGAUCUCAAUGAUCCUAGAAACCCUCUUACUCUUAGUUGA